Messenger RNA from Engraulis encrasicolus (European anchovy), 1356 nucleotides. It is a transcript of the gene hes1, whose product is annotated as hairy-related 6. Gene Ontology annotation, cellular component: nucleus. The coding region runs from base 251 to 1063 and encodes 270 amino acids. Gene Ontology annotation, biological process: regulation of transcription by RNA polymerase II; regulation of neurogenesis; anterior/posterior pattern specification. NCBI's taxonomy places the organism in Eukaryota, Metazoa, Chordata, Actinopteri, Clupeiformes, Engraulidae. The record is from RefSeq and is a predicted model, not a curated record. The transcript is spliced from 4 exons. Gene Ontology annotation, molecular function: RNA polymerase II cis-regulatory region sequence-specific DNA binding; DNA-binding transcription factor activity, RNA polymerase II-specific; protein dimerization activity.
GUCUGCUGACACAGUGAGCAAGCACAGAGGCAGUGACAUAAUCCUCACAGCCGCACCGCCACCCGACCAGGGGAUCACUCCUCCUCUCAUCUCAUACCCAAGUGAAUUACUACCACACGGAUUCUUCCUCUCCUCUAUCUGGAAUUUGUACACUCCUCAUUGCGCGCACGGGAGCGUUUACCGAGCUUCCAAUCGGAUUCCUUACAUCUUCUAAAGACUCGCACUUUGUGGGAUAUUUUUGAAAGAGAAGAUGCCUGCCGAUAUGAUGGAAAAGACGUCCUCUUCGCCUGUUGCUGCGACUCCAGCAAGCAUGAACACCACUCCAGAUAAACCCAAGACGGCAUCGGAGCACAGAAAGUCAUCCAAACCAAUAAUGGAGAAGAGAAGAAGAGCCAGAAUCAACGAAAGCCUGGGACAGUUGAAAACGCUUAUUUUGGAUGCGCUCAAGAAAGAUAGCUCCAGACAUUCAAAACUUGAGAAAGCCGAUAUCCUGGAAAUGACAGUGAAGCAUCUCCGAAAUAUGCAGCGGGCGCAGAUGACCGCAGCCUUGAACACAGAUCCUUCUGUGCUGGGAAAGUACAGAGCUGGAUUCAGCGAAUGUAUGAACGAAGUCACCCGAUUCCUGUCCACCUGCGAGGGCGUCAACACUGAAGUCAGGACCCGGCUCCUGGGUCACUUGGCCAGCUGCAUGACGCAGAUCAACGCCAUGAACUACCCCACGCAGCACCAGAUCCCCGCCGGCCCUCCACAUCCGUCUUUCGGCCAGCCCAUGGUCCAGAUCCCCAGCGCUUCUCCUCAGGCCAACGGGUUACCCAUCACCGGCGCGCCCUGCAAAAGUGCCUCCACCGCUGGUUUAUCACCAGAAGCCACAAAAGUUUAUGGAGGCUUCCAACUUGUACCCACCACAGACGGACAAUUCGCCUUUCUCAUCCCCAAUGCAGCCUUUGCGCCAUCGAAUGGACCCGUAAUUCCCGUUUACAACAACGCCAGCACACCCGUUCCUGCGGCGGUGUCGCCCGGUGCACCUUCAGUUACCUCGGACUCAGUGUGGAGGCCCUGGUAGAUGCUGGCACCUAACAGACUUUUCUUACAGACUAUUUGACACUUGCUUCUUAUGUUUCACGUUACUUUUUUGUAUCCAUUUUGUUUUGUUUGUUAAAAGAGAUUAUGCACUAUAUUUGUAUAGAUUAUGAGGAGAAGUUCAUAUUGAAAUGAGAUUUCGUAUCAUGGAUUGUGUCUUUAUUGCAUUUGGUUUUGUAUUUGCGGUGUCUUUUCUACCACCUGAUGCCAAAGAUAUGAUGAAUGCUCACAUGCGUUUCUUCUUUUUGGAAGACAAAUAAAUUUGUUCGAAAAAUA